AUGGGAGUGGAAGGGAGCUCUCUGCCGCUGAAAUGCAUGCAAACCGGAAGGGAAACCGAGCUCGAGGGACCGGAUAUCGGAGCGGAAUUGGCACCCGCCCUCUCGCGACCAGAGGUAAGCCAGGCGGCUAUUAAUCCUGCCCGAGUGUCUUCUGGAACCCGUGGCCUGGGCGGGCGCGAGGUGGGCGUGGGCGCCUUCUCGCUGACGCGGGCGCUGCGCAACGCCUCCAACAGCGACGACGGCCUGGGCAUCGUGGGCUCGGCGCUGCACCUGGCCGCGGGCGUGGGCGCCGACGGGCUCACGUGCCCCUUCUGCGGGCGGCGCAGCAAGCGGCGCGACCACCUGCGGCUGCACAUCCGCACGCACACCGGCGAGAAGCCGUACCGCUGCCCCUACUGCGACCGCCGCACCAACCAGAAGAACAACCUUAAGCUGCACAUCAGGAACGUGCAUCCCGGGCAGCCGGCUGACUUCUGA
Messenger RNA from Penaeus indicus, 477 nucleotides. RefSeq names its product zinc finger protein 219-like. The record is from RefSeq and is a predicted model, not a curated record. The transcript has 3 exons. Bases 1 to 477 code for a protein of 158 amino acids. NCBI's taxonomy places the organism in Eukaryota, Metazoa, Arthropoda, Malacostraca, Decapoda, Penaeidae. Gene Ontology annotation, biological process: regulation of transcription by RNA polymerase II. Gene Ontology annotation, molecular function: DNA-binding transcription factor activity, RNA polymerase II-specific; RNA polymerase II cis-regulatory region sequence-specific DNA binding.